Messenger RNA from Pistacia vera, 3314 nucleotides. Its product is annotated as condensin complex subunit 3. The record is from RefSeq and is a predicted model, not a curated record. Lineage: Eukaryota; Viridiplantae; Streptophyta; Magnoliopsida; Sapindales; Anacardiaceae. Gene Ontology annotation, cellular component: condensed chromosome; condensin complex. Gene Ontology annotation, biological process: mitotic chromosome condensation.
AUGGCGGAAAUAGAAGUGGAAGAGAAGCAAUUGAUGACGAAUAUAGCUAAAAUCAUAGACGAAAUUCGAACAUCGUUUGCCACUCACAACCGUAAGCUCAAAGAACUCCGAGCCGUCAGAUCAAAAUGUCCAUCCGCGGCCCAAUUCUUCUCCGCCUUCUCCAAAACCCUAAUUCCCCUUUUCGGGGCCCAGCGACGUACCGCCUUGGCUGAGCGCGUGGUUAGGUUUGUUUCGGCCUUCGCCGUAAACAAUAAUGACGGAUUUUUGGAGGACUUCUUCAAGUUCCUUUUGGUUGGCGCCGUGGCUGCCAACAAAACGGCUAGAUUUCGAGCUUGCCAGAUAAUUUCUGAGAUCAUAAUGCGAUUGCCUGAUGAUACUGAAGUCAGUGAUGAGGUCUUGGACGAGGUGAUAGAAUGCAUGAAAGUAAGGGUGGGGGACAAGGUUCCUGUAAUUCGUACAUUUGCAAUUAGGUCUCUUUCACGGUUUGUAAAUGAUUCGGACAACAGUGACAUUCUUUAUUUAUUCCUUGAGCUGCUUCCCCUUGAACAGAAUGCGGAGGUGAGAAAGGCAAUUGUGUUAUCAUUGCCUCCUUCAAAUGCAACUUCAAAAGCAAUUGUCAGUUGUACCCUGGAUGUUAGCGAGUCAGUGCGCAAAGCAGCAUAUCUUGUACUAGCUAAUAAAUUUCCUCUUCAAAGCCUCAGCAUCAAGCUUAGAGCACUGAUUCUUCAGAGAGGACUUGCUGAUCGUUAAGCUGUUUCAAAGGAGUGUCUGAAAUUAUUGAAAGAUCACUGGCUAGCCACCUGCAAUGGAAACCCUGUAGAACUUCUCAAGUAUCGAGUUGAAACGUAUGAGUUGGUUGGGGAGUUAAUGCAGGUUCUUUUAAGAGCUGAUUUAGUGAAAGUGAGUGAUGGUGAAAGUAUCAGGGAGUACAUAUCAUCAGCCGGUGAUGAAACUGAAGGUGACUCAUCACAUGACAACCAAAGGAUCAAAUUAAUGGAACCUGAGGUUGCUCUUUAUUGGAGGAGUCUGUGCAGGCACCUACAGGUGGAAGCACAGGCAAAAGGUUCCGAAGCUGCUGCUACAUUGGGCACUGAAGCAGCAGUAUACGCUGCUGAAGCUUCAGACAAACAUGACCUUCUGGAAAGAAUUCUUCCUGUAACGGUUUCUGAUUAUGUAGAUUUGGUUAAAAUUCAUAUAGAUGCUGGACCAAAUUAUCGCUUUGCAUCUAGGCAGUUACUGUUGCUUGGAGAGAUGCUUGAUUUUUCUGAUUCCACAAUCAGGAAGGUUGCUAGUGCAUUUGUGCAAGACUUAUUGCACAGGCCCCUGGAAUAUGAAAUGGUUGAAGAUGGGAACAAGUUUGUCAUAGGAGAUGGCAUAAAUCUUGGUGGUGACAAAGACUGGGCCAAUGCAGUGUCCAGAUUGGCAAGGAAUGUCCAUGCUGCUGCUGGUGAAUUUGAAGAAGUUAUUUUUGAGGUUGUAAAAGAGCUUGCUCAGCCCUGCAGGGAGAGAACUGCUGACUUUAUGCAGUGGAUGCACUGCCUUGCUGUGACUGGUCUUCUCUUGGAAAACAUUAAGUCAUUUCAUUUGGUUCAAGGAAAGGCUACUGAAUUUGCUGAACUUCUGAAAUCUUUAUUGCUUCCAGGGGCAAAACAUGUUCACUUGGAUGUGCAGAGGGUUGCUGUCAGAUGCCUUGGCCUUUUUGGAAUAUUAGAGAAUAAGCCAAGUGAGGAACUAGUAAAGCAGUUGAGGCUCUCUUUUGCUAAGGCCCUCCCUACAAUUAGCAUAAUGGCCUGUAAGGCUUUAUUUGAUCUCGGGAUGUGGCAUGGUCUGCCGGAAGUUGACAAGGCCAUCGGGCAGGAUCUUUCAUUCCAACCUCAAGCUGAUAAGAUGACUUUUACUCCUAUAAACCUUUCAGAAACAGAUGGGGAUUUGAAUAUUGAAUUACUUGACCUCUUAUACUCCGGACUUGAGACAAGUGAUUGGGGAAAAUCUUUAGAAGGUGAUGAAACUGAGUCAAUUCAAGCUGUUCUUGGAGAGGGGUUUGCAAAAAUUCUUCUUCUCAGUGAGAAGUAUCCUAGUAUACCAGCUGCUUUACAUCAUUUGAUCUUAGCGAAGCUCAUCAACCUGUAUUUCAGCAAUGAAUCAAAAGAUCUGCAGAGGUUGAAACAGUGUCUAUCUAUUUUCUUUGAGCAUUAUGCUUCCCUCUCAGCAAAUCACAAGAAAUGUUUGUCUGAGGCUUUUGUGCCAGUCAUGCAUUCAAUGUGGCCAGGCAUCUAUGGAAAUGCAGGAGGUUCUUCAAUUGUGGUGUCUAAUAAGCGUAAGCGAGCAGUCCAAGCAUCAAAAUUCAUGCUGCAGAUGAUGCAGGCUCCCUUAUAUGCGAAAGAAAAAGAAGUGGAGGGUGAAAAUGGUAGUAGGGAAACGUCAGAGACCUUAGAUAGCAAGGAACCUUCACUGCAGUGUGGGGAGGAGGGGCUUGCAAUACGCAUAGCAUCAGAGGUCCUGAGCUUCCAUAUGAAAAAGACACCUGCUGAGCGGUCAUAUGUUUCAGCCCUGUGUAGAAUACUAGUCUUACUCCAUUUCCGGUUAUUAGAGCAAGGGGCAAUAAAGUUAAUGAGGAAGCUUUUGAGUCGUGUGUUUGAAUCUGUAUCAGCUGAAAAAGAUCUUGUAAAGGAGUUGAAGCAGAUGGCUGAACGUCUUAAGGGACUAGAGAGACAUCCAGAUGAGGAACUUUCACAAGAUGAAGCUAAUAAUAUUUUCGGGAGUUUAGGCAUAGACUUCAAUCUGGAUGCCAGUGCUCCUGCUGCAGUGCCACAAACCCCAGCUCCAUGCUCAACCAGACCAACCCGUUCAAGAAGACGAGUAAAGCGCGAACAGACUUCUUCUGAUGAAGAAGACUCUCAUGCUUCAAUUCAAUCCAUGGUUCCUAACAUUCCCGGAGCUACAAGCACCCGCUCACAGAGGGCAAGCAAGACUGCAGCAAUGACCAAGAUGACUGCCAAAACGGAUCGCAUCAGGAUAGAAGAAGAUGAUGAAGAGGAAAGCUCAGAGUCAGAGGUAACCUCCAACGACGAUUCUGAUCAGUUCUCCGAAUAACUGCAGUACGUACAAUCUGUUAAGCUGUAAUAUGUUGUUGUAUGGUCAUUCCUUGUAAUUAGAUAAUACUAAAUGUGAACAUGUAUGGAUAGGGUUGGGGAAAAUUCAUGUUAUCGGUUGAAUCAACCGAAAUUUAUUCAGUUUUUGUGCGUAUCAUAGUAGUUCACCUGUCAUUGUUAUCAUCUGUCUCUUUCUGUCAUUGUAGGUUGGGUUUUGUCUAU